Molecule: messenger RNA, 964 nt
Organism: Micropterus dolomieu (smallmouth bass)
Lineage: Eukaryota; Metazoa; Chordata; Actinopteri; Centrarchiformes; Centrarchidae
Product: NLR family CARD domain-containing protein 3-like
Exons: 2
Source: RefSeq, a predicted model, not a curated record
UACAGUUCUGGAGGAGGUGUUGAAGACCAGAGAGGGAGGAGAGCUGCCCAAGACCCUGACUGAGAUGUACAUCCACUUCCUGGUGGUUCAGUCCAAACUGAAGAACACCAAGUAUGAUGGAGGAGCUGUGACAGAUCCACACUGGACUCCAGAGAGCAGGAAGAUGAUUGAGUCUCUGGGAAAACUGGCUUUUGAGCAGCUGCAGAAAGGCAACCUGAUCUUCUAUGAAUCAAACCUGACAGAGUGUGGCAUCGAUAUCAGAGCAGCCUCAGUGUACUCAGGAGUGUUCACACAGAUCUUUAAAGAGGAGAGAGGGCUGUACCAGGACAAGGUCUUCUGCUUCGUCCAUCUGAGCGUUCAGGAGUUUCUGGCUGCUCUUCAUGUCCAUCUGACCUUCAUCAACUCUGGUGUCGAUCUGCUGACAGAAGAACAAUCAACCUCUCUGCUGUCUAGGCUGUUUGGAGACAAGUUAAAACAUCUCUACCAGAGUGCUGUGGACAAGGCCUUACAGAGUCCAAAUGGACACCUGGACUUGUUCCUCCGCUUCCUCCUGGGACUUUCACUGCAGACCAAUCAGAAUCUCCUACAAGGUCUGCAGACACGGACAGGAAGUGGCUCAGAAACCAAUCAGGUAACAGUGAAGUACAUCAAGAAGAAGAUCGAAGAGACUCCCUCUGCAGAGAAAAGCAUCAAUCUGUUUCACUGUCUGAAUGAACUGAAUGAUCGUUCUCUAGUGGAUCAGAUCCAACAGUCCCUGAGUUCAGGAAGUCUCUCCACAGAUAAACUCUCUCCUGCUCAGUGGUCAGCUCUGGUCUUCAUCUUACUGUCCUCAGAAAAAGAUCUCGAUGUGUUUGACCUGAAGAAAUACUCUGCUUCAGAGGAGGCUCUUCUGGGGCUGCUGCCAGUGGUCAAAGCAUCCAAGAAAGCUCUACUGAGUGGCUGUAACCUCUCAGAGAGAAGCUGU